UUGAGAAAUUAACAAGUUGGCAUUAUAAUGCACAGACAUUUAUUUAUCCUGUGACUAAUAUUUUCGACUGCAGAUCAUGUCAUGUGUCUUUCUGACAGCAAAUGUCGAAAGCUAAUUUCCAACUGUCAAAAUCAAGGCAGAAUUUGGGAAGGAUGUUUUGUUCCACUAGAGGCGCCAUCUAGUUUACACUUUAGAACUAAUUACAAAUAGAUUAGAGUAGGUAAGUAUUUAUAGGAAUAGUUACAGUUAACACAAUACAGCAAUCAUUCUUGAAACUUACAAAUAUGACAUGAAUAGGGCGCAGGAUGACGCUUUCAAGUUAGGCGGAGCGUAGGUACGCCAUUUAAUUGAUAUUUCUCAUUUCUGUUGGUUAUACAUUAACUCGAAGGUGAUUAAAGAAGGAGAAUUUAAGGCUCUAAGUUUCCGUAGAAAUGCUAUUGCAGAUUCGAUUCUAUACAGUUUUCAAUUAAAAUAUUUUCUGUAGGUCAAAAGAAACCGCUUUCAAUUAUUCCCGCUUGAAUACUUUUUCGGACACAGCUAGAUGGCAGCACAGCAAACAAUUCUGUCUCGAUAAAGUUAUAUUUUUUGGCCUUGGGUAUAUUAGUGAAUAGUGUUGUGUGUGAGUCAUAAGGGAGUGAGCGUGAGUUAGGUUAGGAGUGGUGGCUGUGGAAAACUAGUUUUACUGUAGUGCUUUUUGGACGAUGUAGCGCUGAUUACAUACGGAUUAUUACGGUUAUAAUCGGAUUCAGCAACGAACAAGAUGGUUAUAAAACUAACGGGAAACGGUUUGGGGGAGAGGCAGCACGACUUUAACGUCAAAGUCAGCGAAGCCGCUUCAAAUGGUGUAAGUUUCGAUGACAUCAAAGGCGAGACGGACAUAGACAAACUGUUCAAAAUAGAACUGGCAUCGAAAUACAGGAAAAUAGGAUACAUUAUAGAAGUCCUGAAGUCAGGCGACAGUUUACAUAUUUCAAGAGCCCUGAAAUGCAUAUGGAUGUAUGAUGACGAAUUCUCCGAUACCAUAAGUGUAGAUAAUCUUCGUAACAAUGUUAUACCAUUGAUGUCCUUCAGAAUGAAAAGGAAGCUCCUACUUGCUAUAUCAAUGCAUGUUCAGAAUGAAUAUAGAGCCGCUGAAUUUUAUAAAUACUGUCGAUCCGAAAGGUUAGACAAUAUCGCUGUAAAAUUCCUUACUUCCACAAAUGAUAACUUCAAAUUAGAAGUCAUAAAAGACAAUUCUAAUUGUGGACUAGUCACAUCAAUACAAGGCUUAAGGCGAAAGAAUUUGAUUGGACACUCGUUCGUACUAGCUAAAGCUUUUAUAGAACUAUUCUAUGAAAAUAAUAGGCUCCCUGUUCUUCGGGAUCUGAGCUACUUAUUUGCAGAUUCUAGCGAAGAUUAUUUAGACCUACUGGAACAAACAGUUAACCCUUAAACGCAUAGUGUCCCAAAAUUGAAUCACCCAAUUAAACCACCAAUAUCCGUCCAUAAUAUUUGUGUUUGACACAUUAGGCUGUAUGAAAUGUUUCUUUUGCUCCUUCUCUAACCACAGAAUAACUCAACUCGUGACAUUUUGUGUUGUUAUCUGUGGCUGAUUAACAUUUUACUUUUUGGCGCGCGUUUCUCAAAUAGUUUUCAGUUGAGUGCACUUUGGCGACGUAUAUUACAAAGUUAUUUGCUGAUUUUGGAGAAAAAAAAAUUGUUUUCUAAAGGUAAUGACUAUUAUUUAUACAAUAAUUUAUGCUUUUUUAAAUUUACUAUAAUUGUUAUAUGAACAGGAUGCUUUUUUGUUUUGAUGCAAAAAUGGGACAGCAUGCACUAUUGGUGCAUAAAAACAAAAAAUUGAUACUGCUAUAUGAAGCAAUACAUUUUGUGAUUUUAUUUGUUUUGCUUUGGUGAGGUUGCAUGUGCAAUGCAUGUGGUUGGUUAUUUUGUUUUAGAAAUGGCAGAAAAUAAUAAGAGAGAUGGUGACAUUGAGUUUUGGUUGCGCCAGCUGGAAGAUGGCGCCAUUUCUGAAGACGAUUUCGAGUCGGACGGUGAUGAACUUGAUUUUUAUCCGACCCAACAAGAUUUAUUAGAUGUUUUAGAAAAUGAUAAUGACGACGGUGAGGCUAGGUCUAGUGAUAAUAACGAAGAAAUUAUACCCGAUCCUCCUAUUGUAAUAGCGGAUGCUGUUCCUUCAAAUAAUAUUGAUGCACCGGUACAUUCUUUAGACAUUCAGAGGUUGAUAUGGAAAAACCAACCUCUGCCAUUCAACGAAAAUGCCAUAAAAUUUAAUGGAACUGAAGAAUACCCUGAAAGUUUGAUGAACCUUCAGACACCUUUCCAAUUUUUUUCCUACUUUUUUACUGAAGAUUUUCUUUCACAAAUUGUUACUGAAACAAAUUAUUAUGCUGUACAAAAGAAACCUGAUAGACCUGACGUCAUAACAUUAGGAGAACUGCGAAAAUAUCUCGGAAUCUUGAUUUAUAUGAGUGUCUACCACUAUCCAAGUGUACGUGGUUACUGGGCUAACAAGCACGGGUUUGAAGCAAUUAUAAAAGCGAUGCCUGUCAAUAAAUUUGAAAAAAUAAGAAGAGUACUUCACUUCAACGAUAACAAUAAACACCUACCAAUAGGUCAUCCCCAGCAUGACCGACUUCACAAGCUACGCCCUGUAAUUGAACAUCUCAAUGCCAAGUUCUCCAGCAUUCCAAUCAGUCAGCGCUUAUCCAUCGAUGAGCAAAUGUGUGCUACCAAGAUGGGCCAUUUUUUAAAACAAUAUUUGCCUAAUAAACCCCAUAAAUGGGGUUUUAAAUUAUUUGUAUUGUGUUCUCUGACAGGUUUUGCUUAUCGUUUUAUAAUUUACGCUGGCAAAGAAAAAGAUGAUCGUUUGCCUAACGAGCCUGAUAUAGGGGUUGUAUCACAAACAGUGAUAAAACUUGCUAGAAUAAUUCCUAGACAUGCUAAUCACAUUAUAUACCAUGAUAAUUUCUAUACCACAUUGCCCUUGAUGUAUUAUUUUGCUAAAGAAGGAAUACAAUGUGUAGGAACUGUUCAAAGAAACCGCCUAGGUAAGAAAUGUAAAUUGCCCUCAAAGCAGGAUGUAAUGAAAAAACAAGUGCCAAGAGGGUCCUAUGUGGAAUAUAUUACACAUAUUGAUGGGGUCGACAUGUCUUCAGUGAGUUGGAAAGACAAUAAGCAAGUAGUUCUGCUCUCGACCUACGUAGGAGCUGAACCAUUACAGUCUAUCGAAAGAUAUGACAAAAUAGAAAAGAAAAAAAUAAUAAUAGACUGCCCAAAAAUAGUCAAAGAAUACAACGCCCAUAUGGGGGGCGUUGAUCUGAUGGAUUCAUUUUUGGGCAGAUAUAGAAUUAAAGUCAAGACUAGAAAAUGGUAUAUGAGGAUUUUUUACCACCUUUUAGAUGUAUCUAUUAUAAAUUCUUGGGUUCUAUACAAAACUGUGGAGACAAGAAAAGGAGCAGAUCCAAAGAAGCUUAAAAAUCUGUCAGAAUUCAGGUCAGAGCUGGCUGAUGUCUUAUGUACCUAUGGUACUACGACCCAGCCAACAAGAGGACGUCCUAGCAACAGCAGCAUCACUGAAACCAUAGAGGCAAAAAGAAAGAAAGGGUGCCAGGUUCUUCCACCGUCUGACGUUCGGUUAGACAAUCUUGGUCAUAGCCAAAUUAAAACCGACCAACGCAUGAGGUGCAAGAGACCUGGCUGUAAGCUACAGAGCUUUGUAAAAUGCACAAAGUGCAGUGUAUUCCUUUGUGCAAAGAAAGGAAACGAUUGUUUCAAUUUGUUCCACAGUUAAUUAAUAAAAGCAUUUUUUUUGUCGAUCUUGCAUAAUGUCCCAAAAAUGCAUCAACAUGAUUUUUUUAUUAAAAACCUAUAAAAUAUUAAUUGUUAUUUUUUUUAUUAUUUUUCCCGUUAAUCGCAGCUU
This is a messenger RNA of Trichoplusia ni (cabbage looper), 3922 nucleotides long. Its product is annotated as piggyBac transposable element-derived protein 3-like. The coding region runs from base 1910 to 3793 and encodes 627 amino acids. The transcript has 2 exons. The record is from RefSeq and is a predicted model, not a curated record. NCBI's taxonomy places the organism in Eukaryota, Metazoa, Arthropoda, Insecta, Lepidoptera, Noctuidae.